CGCUGCCCCUGGCGGCAUCGGCCACUGUGCCUCUGCCUCUCCCCCAGAGAGCAUCCAGCGCCGACAGCCGUCCUGCCCGCCCGAGAUGCCCGCAAUCCUGGUGAUCAGUCCCCGGCCGCUGCUGCUCCUGCUGACCGUGCUGGCCAGCCAGGCCGCCGCCGCCGGCGCUCCCCAGCCAUGGCACUGCGCACCCUGCUCUGCUGAGAAGUUGGCGCUCUGCCCACCCGUGCCCGCCUCGUGCCCAGAGCGCUCACGGCCGGCUGGCUGCGGCUGCUGCCCGGUGUGCGCCCUGCCGCUGGGCGCUGCGUGCGGCGUGGCCACUGCGCGAUGCGCCCGCGGACUCAGCUGCCGCGCCUUGCCUGGGGAGCCGCGGCCCCUUCACGCACUCACCCGCGGCCAGGGCGCCUGUGUGCGGGAGGAGACUGCGGCCACCCAGCGUGCUGCCCCCAGCACCAAAGCUCCAGAGCCCCCCGCGGCCCCCCAGAGCGGGGAGAUGACGGAGGAGCAGCUGCUGGAGCGUUUCCACUUGAUGGCCCCUUCCAACGAGGACGGUCCGGCCCUCUGGAACGCCAUUAGCACCUUGAAGGGCACGGGGGCCCAGGAGGGCGCACCCGGCACAAAGCGGAAGGGGCCCUGCCAACGCGAACUCUACCGCGUGCUGGAGCAGUUGGCCAAGGCGCAGCAGGAGGCAGGGGGAGAAGUGUACAGGUUUUACCUGCCCAACUGCAACAAGAACGGCUUCUAUCACAGCAAGCAGUGUGAGACGUCCCUGGAUGGAGAGGCCGGGCUCUGCUGGUGCGUCUACCCGUGGAGUGGGAAGAGGAUCCCGGGGUCCCUGGAGAUCAGAGGGGACCCCAAAUGCCACCAGUAUUUUAAUGCACAAAACUGAGGAUGGCUGUAGCCUGAGCUCCCCCACUAUUUAAGCAUCGGGUGUAUUUAUCCUCUGGAAAACACACUUUAUAUAUAUAUUUGUGCUUGUAUAUACAUAGGACUACUUUUUAUACUCCACAUACAACUUCUAUGUAAGGCUGUUAGUUUAUUUAUUCUCUGUAAGUUUAUUUUUUCUACAUAGUAACAUUUGCUGUAUUAACUUAUACAAGAGUACAGGACGCACUUCUCAUCGCCUGGGUGUAAAUCCUGGCGUUGCAGCCCCUCUGGGUUUUCAGAGUGGGAAAGCAGUGCCCAGAAACGGGCGUGGAGCUUCCACACUCCCUCCCGGGGCCGGGGACGGCCUGCUGCAUGCUGGGGGGGUGGUGGUGGUGUGGACUGGCAGGGCAAGUAUAGGUUCUGCGUGCCUAACCCUGGCUGCCUGGGUCGACCCUGCUGUUACCCACACACGCCUGGCCUGUUUGGAAUAAACGCCCGCCUGGGCCCGUGCUUGUCACCAAG
This is a messenger RNA of Lepus europaeus (European hare), 1389 nucleotides long. RefSeq names its product insulin like growth factor binding protein 1 (gene IGFBP1). The record is from RefSeq and is a predicted model, not a curated record. Gene Ontology annotation, cellular component: extracellular region. Gene Ontology annotation, molecular function: insulin-like growth factor I binding; insulin-like growth factor II binding. The transcript is spliced from 4 exons. Lineage: Eukaryota; Metazoa; Chordata; Mammalia; Lagomorpha; Leporidae. The coding region runs from base 86 to 889 and encodes 267 amino acids. Gene Ontology annotation, biological process: regulation of insulin-like growth factor receptor signaling pathway.